AUGCCGAACCUCCACCUUGCGUGGCUAUCCCUUCUCUGGGCAACCGUAGUCCUGUGCCAGAGCGUGGUGGAAGAAAUCUCUUUUGGCCACAAACAAGGCAUUUCGCCCAAUUCCUUCGCUAUUCCUGGCUGGGCCAUGUUAGGGGAAGGACACGUGCCUCAACUCCUCUCCGAUAAAGUCAUCUUAACCCCUCCAUACGGUGCACACAAGCGAGGUGCGUUGUGGUCAGAACAGAAGAACCCUUUACAAGAAUGGACGGCAGAUCUUAAAUUCAGAGCUGGUGCAGUUGACCGGGGGACUGGUCACUUGCAGUUGUGGUAUGCGAACAACGGAGAGAAAAGCAUAAGCACGUCAAGCAUAUAUACCGCAGGGAAAUGGGAGGGUCUGGCAGUUGUCGUUGAUACAGUUGGAGGGGUCCAGAAGAUCCGUGGCUUCUUGAACGACGGGUCAGUCGAGUUCAAGAGCCACCUCAAUGUUGACAGCCUAGCCUUCGGCCACUGCGACUAUAUCUACCGCAAUUUAGGUCGACCGUCGCACAUCAAUGUUAAGUCGUCCAGGACCGGUCUCGAAGUCAGAGUAGAUGGCAGAAUAUGUUUCGCCACGGAUAAAGUCGCCCUUCCUUCAGACUAUAACUUCGGCUUGACUGCUGCCUCCGCCGACCCGCCCGACUCGUUUGAAGUCUUCGCCUUCACACUAUCCUCCAUCUCAGUGUCUCCUGGAGACCAAAGGACUCCCCAACAGCCAGCGCAACAACAGCCGCCCCCAGAGAACUCUGUUCCGCAAGCAGACGACCUCCCGGCCUCAUACUACACAACUUCCGAAGCUCAAUUCGCCGAUCUACACAACCGACUCAACCUACUGUCAAAGGCGAUUGCAAAUCUAUUUACUGAAGUCGCUCGGCAGAGCACUAACGCAGAAGCCCGGCACAAGGAGAUCCUCGGUCGCAUGCCGAACGGACAGAUGAUUUCGUCGCUGGAUUCCCGGGUCGCCAACCUCGACCGUGUUGUUGGGAAUCUGGAGCGCGAGCUCAAGUCGUCCGACCAUAAGGCGCAAUUUGCCAAAAUAUCCGAACAAAUCGCCCAGACACAUGUCGGCGUGACGGAGCACGUACCCCAACGUCUCCGUGAAUAUGUGCAGGCGCACACGCCACGGAUAGGCUUCAUACUCUAUAGUUUCAUGGCCUUCCAGACGUGUUGCGUUGGGGCGUUUGUGUGGUAUAAGUGGCGGAAGAGCACGAUGCCGAAGAAAUACCUCUAG
Capronia epimyces CBS 606.96 is the source of this 1257-nucleotide messenger RNA. RefSeq lists its product as uncharacterized. Gene Ontology annotation, biological process: endoplasmic reticulum to Golgi vesicle-mediated transport; endoplasmic reticulum organization; Golgi organization. The transcript has a single exon. Lineage: Eukaryota; Fungi; Ascomycota; Eurotiomycetes; Chaetothyriales; Herpotrichiellaceae. The record is from RefSeq and is a predicted model, not a curated record. Gene Ontology annotation, cellular component: COPII-coated ER to Golgi transport vesicle; endoplasmic reticulum-Golgi intermediate compartment; Golgi membrane. The coding region runs from base 1 to 1257 and encodes 418 amino acids. Gene Ontology annotation, molecular function: D-mannose binding.